Messenger RNA from Microdochium trichocladiopsis, 1677 nucleotides. RefSeq lists its product as uncharacterized. Gene Ontology annotation, biological process: regulation of DNA-templated transcription. NCBI's taxonomy places the organism in Eukaryota, Fungi, Ascomycota, Sordariomycetes, Xylariales, Microdochiaceae. The transcript has 3 exons. The coding region runs from base 1 to 1677 and encodes 558 amino acids. The record is from RefSeq and is a predicted model, not a curated record. Gene Ontology annotation, molecular function: DNA-binding transcription factor activity, RNA polymerase II-specific; zinc ion binding.
AUGGCAACCACCGGCAGCCCCAGACCCGCGCGGCAGGCCUGCGAUGCGUGUCGGCAGCGCAAGCGCCGGUGCGUCCUCUUGACCUUGGCGCAGACCACCACCGGCCGGUGCCACAACUGCGAGCGUGCAGGCUCCCGCUGCACGUUUCUCCUGCCGCUCCGGACGCGGGGACCCAAGCGCAAGACGGACCAUGACCAGAAUCAUCAGCGGCUCCUCGCGUGGCGGUUGCCAGACACGUCCAGCAGCACGACGACGUAUGCCACCGACAUUCUCUGCCCUCGCGAGCUAGUGCGCGUCCUGGUCGACGACUACGUCAGGUACAUCUACCCGUUGCUGCCGGUGGUGCACCUGCCGUCGUUCACGGCCGCCGUCGACCGCGGGCGCGACGCCGACGACGGCGACUUGCUGGCGCUGGCCGUGUCGCUGUGCGCAGCGACGGUGGCGCUGCUGCCGUCGCGGCUGGGGGCGUACCGCGAGCACCCGACGGCGCCGCUGCCGUUCCGGACGCGGGCCGAGGUGGCCGGCCACUGCUACCGGCUGCACCUGGGGUUCCGGCGCGACACGCACUACUUUGACACCGUCAGCCACGCCCGGUGGGCGAGCAGCUACCUCCUGGGCAUCGCCUUCCACCAGGCCGGCAACAUCAACCUCUGGCGCAUGCUCGAGGUCGAGGCCAUGCAGCUCCUGCGCCUCCUCGAGGUCCACCACCCGCCCGCCUACCGCGGCCUCGACCCUGUAGAGGCCCAGCUCCGCAAAAAGGCCUUCUGGCUCAUGUUCUACGGCUACGUCCACGAGGCCCACAACCUCCGCAGAGAGCGCCUCACCUUCCUCGACCCCGUCCUCCUCGGGGCCGUCAACCUCGACGACCUCAUCCCCGCCCCGCUCGACGACCACUUCAUCACCCCGCGCGGCUUCCUCCCCUGCCCCGCCGACGUCUCGGCUGCCUCGCUGGCCGCAGGCUUCAACAUCCACUCGCGCGUCUUCUCGGCUGCUCUGGGCUUUGCACCAGUCGCGGCCGCGCCAGCCUGUUGUUGUCAAGCCCAAGCGCAGGCCUCGCCUCGGUCACGCCUCGCAGAGUUGAGAGAGCAACACCGCCGCCUGAAGCACAUGCUCGACACGGUUGUGCCCACGUACGCGCCGCCCUACCACCACCACCACCACCACCACCACGACAAUGACAGCAUGGCCACCAGCACCAUCCAGCGCGAGUCCAUCCGCGCCAACAUCCACGUCACCCACCUGUGGCUCCAGAGCGCGCUGCUCGACCAGAUCGAUGCCCUCCAGCAGCAGCAGCAGCAGCCCGUCAUCGCGACAACGGGCCACGUCUCGUGGGACGAGCGCGAGGACAUUUGUCGGCAGCUCCUGCACACGGUCCAUUCCAUCUCCUUCUCGGGUCUCGAGGCCAACGGGCUCUCACUAGUCUACAAGAUCCGUGACGUCGCCUCCACGCUCCUCGCCUACCCCUUUGACAAUGCCUCGCACGACGAUGACGACGACCGCCGCGACCGCCGCGCUGCAGAGCACCUGCGUGACCUGUCCAGCCUCCUGUCGCGCCUCGACGUCAGCGAGACCCCAAGCUCGCUCAGCCUGCAGAGCUGGGUGGACACCAGUCGCUGCCGCCCCGGCCGCCACCACGAUGAUGGCGAUGAUGGCGAUGAUGGCGGCAGUGGGCAGUAA